AUGGUUGUUGAUAAAACCCCGACGGCAUUUCGUAGAAAAAACACCGAAGUGAACAAAACAAUUUUCCUCGUUUUCACAAUUGCCGAAGUACUUCCACGAUUCAUGGUUAUCUACAAAAUCAGGGAAUACACUAAACUGACUUUUUCGAAUUGCAUUUUUCUCUUCAUGGGCAAAGAAUAUUCGUACUAUCUGGAUAAAGCAGAUGAAAUAACACAAGAGCAGAUAGAUGCCAUUGGAAAGAUAUCCACAUGGUUUUCUCUUAUCCAGUUCUUUCUGAUGUGUUAUCUCGUCAAUGUCUUUACCGAACAAAACAAUCAAAACACUGAUUCAGCAGACAAGCCUGCUGGAUGCUUCUCAAAUCGCUUUAUCGUUGCUGCUGCGCCAGUGAUAUUGAUAAUGGUGUUCGUGAGAACGUGUAAAUAA
Ambispora gerdemannii is the source of this 423-nucleotide messenger RNA. NCBI's taxonomy places the organism in Eukaryota, Fungi, Glomeromycota, Glomeromycetes, Archaeosporales, Ambisporaceae. The record is from the annotation of a GenBank genome assembly.